Messenger RNA from Linderina pennispora, 470 nucleotides. RefSeq lists its product as uncharacterized. NCBI's taxonomy places the organism in Eukaryota, Fungi, Kickxellomycota, Kickxellomycetes, Kickxellales, Kickxellaceae. The coding region runs from base 34 to 411 and encodes 125 amino acids. The record is from RefSeq and is a predicted model, not a curated record. The transcript has a single exon.
UACUUUUCAGCCCCCCGCUCUAGAUAAUAGACAAUGUCAGACACGCAGCUCAACGUUAUCACCGUCCGCGUCAUCAAAAACUUCGAGUACCGCACGUGCAAGAACCUCAUUCUGAAGGUUGACUUGGCAAACACAACCAUCGCAGAGCUCAAGGACCUCUGCCGGCAGAAGAUCCAGACUGAGGCUGGCUUCAAGCCCUACCGCAACGUUGAGCUCGACACCCUGAAGAUCUAUACCCAGGCGUUCGGCCACAAAACCCAGAACCUGAUCAUCAACCUCGAAGACGAGGGGUUCUUGCGGGACGAGCUGGCCACUCUCGAGUUUGCCGGUAUCCGCAACGAGACCGAGCUGUCGUUCUUCAACAUGGAUGCCUACAUGGCAUACGCCAGGGAUCCGAAGAUGGCAUGGUAGACCAGAUGCUUGUUAAACAGAUAUAGGAUAUGCAUAGCUAAAGAAUAAAACUUAAAAUG